Messenger RNA from Dothidotthia symphoricarpi CBS 119687, 366 nucleotides. RefSeq lists its product as uncharacterized. The transcript has 3 exons. Bases 1 to 366 code for a protein of 121 amino acids. The record is from RefSeq and is a predicted model, not a curated record. NCBI's taxonomy places the organism in Eukaryota, Fungi, Ascomycota, Dothideomycetes, Pleosporales, Dothidotthiaceae.
AUGGAUUACCUCAACAAGUUCACUGGUGCCGACAAGAGCUCUCAGGGCCAGGGGUUGUCAAACGAGCAGACCCAGUCCACCGGCUCUUCAUCGAGCGGACAGCAGAGUGGAGGCUUCCUGGGCGGCAUCGGCGACAAGCUCAACUCUGCCGCCGGCGGUGGUCGCGAGAGUGAGAAGAACGAGGAUUACCUCGACAAGGGCGUCGAUUUCGUGCAGGAGAAGUUCAUGGGCCAAGGUCCUCAGGACAACGAGUCCGCUGUGGAGCAGGCCAAGGAUGAGCAGAUCAGCGACUUCAUUCGAGGACAGUACAAGUCGACGACCGGAAAGGAUAUCCCUAUCAAGGACAAGGAGACUAGGUUCGGUUAG